AUGUGGAGAUAUGUAGUUGACAUUCAGCAUGUAGUCGGGAAAUUGGGUGCGGUUGUGGUUGUGGAUCCGAGGUCACUAAACUUGCCACAACACAAGUCUCAACAUCCGGAGUGUGUUCACUACGAAUAUUGGAUUGGAGUAGAAGAGGGAUGGGAAGGAAUGGUCUGCGGAGACGGAGAACACCGUCGUCUCGCGGUCCAUCCCCCUCUCCAUCAAUUGCACAUUGCGUCUUCGCAUGACUGGAGGGUGCGCGUGAAUAAUGAGUUGCUGUUGUCUGCUCAGUGUCACAUCCGCCAACACCAACAGUGGUUCUGCGCUCCCUGUCUCUUUGCCACCUGUUUGUGUCUAGACGGUUGCAAUGUUACAGUUGAACAUCGCCAACUCGCUCGCCACAAUGCACUGGGUUGGCGCCCACCUCAACAGCAUUCUGUCUACUGUAGCAAUGUGGACUCAGUUGGUCCGUCAUCCCUCUCCUCUCAUCGCUUAAUGCACCUCAGAGGCAAAGGUGGAAAGCACAACGACUAUAAGGCAAGUCAUCUCACCUCCCUCCCCUCUCCUACUUGCUCAUCCUAA
Hydatigera taeniaeformis is the source of this 573-nucleotide messenger RNA. The record is from the annotation of a GenBank genome assembly. NCBI's taxonomy places the organism in Eukaryota, Metazoa, Platyhelminthes, Cestoda, Cyclophyllidea, Taeniidae.